This is a messenger RNA of Suillus paluster, 424 nucleotides long. RefSeq names its product COX17-domain-containing protein. NCBI's taxonomy places the organism in Eukaryota, Fungi, Basidiomycota, Agaricomycetes, Boletales, Suillaceae. Gene Ontology annotation, cellular component: mitochondrial intermembrane space. Gene Ontology annotation, biological process: mitochondrial respiratory chain complex IV assembly. Bases 64 to 315 code for a protein of 83 amino acids. Gene Ontology annotation, molecular function: copper chaperone activity; copper ion binding. The record is from RefSeq and is a predicted model, not a curated record. The transcript is spliced from 3 exons.
CGUUACUUGACAUCCACCCUUAGGUUAACCGUGACAGCCCUAGUAGGACCUACAGUUGUAAGUAUGUUCGAAACUAUUUCGUCUUGGUGGUCACCGUCGCCGGCGCCGGCACUGGUACCAAAAGAAAAGUAUGAUCCCACAAACCCCAAGAUGAACCCUCUCAACCCACAAGGUCUUAAACCAUGCUGCGCCUGCCCAGAAACGAAAUCUGCUCGUGAUGCUUGUUUUCUCCAGAAUGGCAGUGAGGAAGGCAAAUGUGCAGAGCUACUUAAGAAGCAUGUCGAAUGCAUGCGAGGACUCGGAUUCAACAUUUAGUUGCGGUGAUCAUAGUAUUCAGUCGUGAGUUGAAAUCAUUUCCCCUUGCAUUCUUUUUACAUACUGAAGCAUUUCGAUGUGAACAGCCCACCACGACCUAGGCACAUUU